GUUGCAAGAAGCUGAGCCGAGCGAUAAGGUCUUGAAUAAGUUGAAGAAGUAAAUUUUUGGUCCGAUGUUCAAGUUCAUAUAGUAGUUAUCGAGCGGAAAGAUCAAAUCGUCACGAUUGUUGCGCUUCUACCGGUGGAUCAGACCGACGCUGUAUUCCUUCAGAAGGCAGCACCAGCCGCGGAGACGUCCACGGGAGCUAAGACGGGGUCGUCGAGUGGUGCGCAAAGGAAAAAAAAUGAUGAAGAACGCUCAGCUGGUGAACCAGCACGACAAAGUAGGUGAUGGCCAUGAAGGUAGUCAUCCUCAUCACUGCAAGACCGAAGCUCCUGCUCCCUGCAGGAGCUCCUCAAGCAGCUCGUCCGAAGAUUAUACUCCGCCCGAAAUUACCGACAACUACGCCAUCCAGCUUCCGCCCCUCGGUGCCGGGGCUUUUGCCAAGAUUCUGCAAGCCACCUGCCGCAAAACCAGCGAGCCGCGGGCGCUGAAGCUGAUGAAACGGUCGAGCUACCAGAAGAGGCAGUUGGAAUACCAAAUCGACGUGGAGCUGGAGCUAGCGGAGCUGUGCGGGCGGAAGUGUAGCAACGUGAUAUCCGUUUUGGAUAUUUUCGAUGACAGUGAAAAUGUGGUGAUGGCUAUGACAGAGCACAGCUACAACUUCGCAUUUCUCUCAUUUUCUCAUGCAAAACCCCAAGCCCAUGCCCAAAUCCCAAUCCCAUCGGUACCUUGUGCUUGUAGCACUGUUCGCAUGACGCCCAAACGAUACUUCAACAUUUUUCUCGUAAACUUGUCAAGCACAAGCUGCUCGUGGUGUGCGAGUGUUUGUAUAUGCAGUUAAUGCCAGCAUACAGAUGAGGCGAGGGACGUUCAAGUUGUGCACUCUCAUAACAGUGCUGCCGAAAGCGAUUAUCGACUUGCAGAAGGGAACACAGAAAUUGCUGCACAUGCGCGAGCAAAGGCAGAUCCAAAUGGAAGAGGAACGAUUGCAGCUCCUGCAACGAGGAACUGGUUGCGUCGGCACGGCAAGGAGCAGUAGAGAAAAGGCGGACUUGCACUGCGACGCCAGCGAGGCCGGGGCUGGGGGUGCAGCAGCUACUGCCGGGGGGCUGUUUUCCGCGAGGAUGGCAGGUACUUAUUUGUGGUUGAUUCUGGUGCUGUAGCACGUGACUACGAGCAACCAACAGAGCAGAAAGUCAGAGCAGAGACCUGCACUUAGUCAUGCAGACCGCGGAAUACACUAGCACCAGCACGGCAGGAGUGCUACGAUUUUUUCUAUAAAUUGGAACCCGAUGCUGGAUAUGUUGUGUAGCUGCUUGUGGAAGUCGUGACGGCGAAGCACAUCAUCGAAGAAGUGAGUAGCUAUGUAUUUUUCCACUAAUAUGACCUACGACAGGUGGCGGCGCUUCCCAGCCAACCACCUUCCCCCACCACCAGCGCAAGAGCGGCAACCUUUUCGGUGCGUCUGGUCGGACGACGUCUGCCUCUCACGCGCCCUCCUAUACCUCCAACUCUGCGCGAAUAGAUGAACAAAGAAACACGAAGAACUUCAAAGACCAAUCUCACAAGCAGAAGCACUACCCCGUUUGGGGCGAAAAAUUGAGCAUUCACCUGUGGAAACAACUGUUAAACGCUGUAGCGUACAUCCACGAGUGCGGGGUGAUUCACCGAGACCUGAAGCCGGAAAACAUUCUGCUGUCGUCGGUUGCAGGACGAAGAGGGACGGCUGCUGUCGGAGGGAACAACAAAAGUCGUCAUCCUGAUACUCCGCUAUUUGGUACUUCUAGCAGCUCUAGCUCUUCAUCAACAUCAAACUCGGGUAGUUCAAGUUCUUCAUCCGCUACUACUAGUACUGCACGGACAACAUCAAGUGGAGUGCUUGCUGGGACGAACAGAAUUAUAAACGCAGGCAAAGCACAACAAGGUGGUAGCUCUUUCACUAUGCCAGGCACAACUACAGCUAGAACGUCGGAGCAGCACCCAAACGGAGAAAAAGACGAUGAGGAGACGAGGUUUUUGAAAAAGUUUUUGAACAUCAACGAGAACAUUCAUGUCGAUGAUGAAGAUGAACUACAUCACCACGAUAACAAUAUCUUCGACGCGUUGAUCCACGACGUCCACCUUGAAGUCGCAGACUUCGGCUGGUCGACGAAAAUGCACAAGAACGUCGGCCGGGCGCUGGCGGUAUCCUGUGCAAAAGUAUCGUACUCGCAUAAAUGCAAGUCUUGCAUUUACAAAUCUUUUUCUUAAGGUAGAUCCGCAUGACAAAUUUUCUCUCUCAUGCUGAGGAAAUUUGUGAUGCAUUUACUUAUACGAGUACGAUACUUUUACUUUUGCAGUUCAUAGGCGGGCACGUACAUCUACAUGAGUCCGGAAAUUCUAGACGGGCGGAAGCACUCGCCCCAGGCGGACCUGUGGGGAAGUGGCAUGAUCUUGUACUUCGUGCUCUUCGGAAAGCCGCUACUGGAUCAAGGUACUAUCUGCUUGAUGCGCCUUUGGGAAACAGAAACCUUCACUACAAGAUCUUGACGGAAUCACAAUGCCUGACCCUAGAACUGAGUGCAAACCUGCACCUGCACAAUUUUCUCCUGCUCGUUGCGUUAAGUAUUUUGAAUCCUCUUGCGCACGUUACCAUGCCUGCUGCAAAAUGCAUCAACUUUCUUCAUGACAGCCAUUAUUGGGCCCGGCGUGACGCAACUGACGGCGCAAGAACCUGUGCGCUCGGCGCAAUUUAUCGGAUAGAAAAUGACUGUAGUGUAGUUGAGUCAAAAUCUAAGUCAUGUCAUUUUGGUUUCAUCCAUACUCUGUAGUCAUUAUUUCAUCUUCGCUUCAGAGAAAAAAUGCAUAAGAGCAAAAUGCUCCUGGUCCCGCUUAUUAUCGGAACGCGUUCUUCUUCAUCUUGGUAUCAACUAUCAAGGGCUCUUGUUUAUUUGACUCGACUACUUUUGCAAUCCACACCCCUGCGGGCGCGAAUCGUGCGGGAAAAAAUCGAUAGUGUGUGUCCGCUGAAGUAUCCUUGCGAAAUUCAUUGACUUGUUGCAGGCUGUUCAUGCAGAGGUGAUUUGGAGUUCCUGUUUUGUGCCAGACAGCAAAACGUAAACACAAUUUUCAAGAGGUGAACUACUAUGCCACGUUGUGCAGUCUUCCUUGCAAAAAGCCAGAAAAUUUCGCUUCCAUAUCGGAGUUGAAGAUAAGCCUGACUGGCUCGAGAGCUGGGAUUUGUGGCUGCAGUUACGAGAUUUGCUUUCCAUCGUACCCGCGAUUCGGCCAGAUGCAAAGCGACUGUUGGAGCAGCAAAUGGGUGGAGUUUGUCAUGCGGAUGCGGUUUCGCAGCAUCAGCAGCAGCUGGACACCGGAACAACAUCAGCUACCGGCGGACAAGUUCUUGUGAAUAAAACGACGAAAAAAAAUGGGCGCAGAGACAGCAGCACGGGGACUACAAGCGCAACCGCUUUGAGGAUUACACCCAGAGGAAGCAAGAAGGACAAUGGGAUUGUGACCAAGAAUAAAACGUCCUUGGGCUGCUCCCAGCUUCAUAACAAGACAGCAAGUAGUACCGGGGGUGCGAAACGGAAAUCAAACGCCUCCACGACGACCGGAACUACGACAAAAGCAGCCGGGACAAGUACAUCGUCGACUGGAGGUGAUUCAGCGAUAGAGCCUCAUCAUGCUCAGUACGGUUCCUACGGUAAAAGGAAAACAUCCACCCUCCAGCAAGGAACAUCAAAGCACUCUUACGCGACUAGCAACUCGACGUCGACAUGCAAUGUACUUGGGAACUCCUUGGAGGCUGUUGACAAUGAUACUGUUUCUAUCGCUGAGACGAGUGACCACCACGACACAGAGCAAGAAGGAGCCGAGUUAUCCUCCGACGAGCCGCCCGUUCCGGCACCCGAAAACUCCCGGAUCAUGCUGGGUAUGCAGGAUGACCUAAGCGACAAUGAAGAAAUACAACGCAGUAUUGCUGGACGUCGAGAGGGUCUGAACGAAGACGAAGACCUCGAGGCCGCUGUGGGCUCGUCGUUGUUGUCAGCAACCGCCUCCUCCGCCUCUUCCACAGCCGUCUCUUCUCACCACUGGUCUCAAGCGUGGAUGAGCAGCCGAGGAACAAACAAUCACAACUCCAAUAAGAACACUCUCGGUGCUGCUACGCAACAACAGAAACAGCACCAGCAAAAAACGCCUCCAUCUCCGGUCGUGGCUGGAAUGAUCCCCACUUUGAUGUACGACGAUGAGUCGCAGACCAUCGUGGAGGAAGAUGCGAACUCGAUCGACAAAACCCCCACGUCACAGCAACAGGUUGCGACGGGGUAUGUCGUGUCCUCCGGUCGGGCGGAACUGGCGCCCCUGCAGUCGCGCAGCAGCGAAAAAGAUCCUGCCCGCGAAGACUUUUCUGGGCCACCAGCUGCAACUACAGAUGAAGCUGGAAAAUUGAACUACAGCACUACUUCCCAGUUGCCCCGCACCCGCGAAGUCUCAGCAACGGCCCCUGGAUCCGUAGUCUCGGGUGCGAGACAGACGUCUGAGAACGAGGGAGCGCCAGUGGCUACCACUAGUACCGCGGCCGCACCAUCCAGUGGCAGUGGUGCAGGGGAACUACAAUAUCCAGCUGCUUUUCCCUCUCGACGUGGUGGCAACACAUUAAAACAGACAAGUACUUCCAACCGUAACUCCCCGCGGUCGGAACAGCAGCAAAACCAGAAUUCGAGUUUGCUGUCGAAUCACUCCAGCAGCAAGCGGAGGAAAAGCAGGCGAACCAGCAGCGCAAGUUGCACGAAUUUGAAUAGUGCUGCGGGGAACAGCACCAGUGUGGGAGCAACUCCAAGUGGAACCACCGCAACUCGUACAGCAGCGCAGGAGAAGACAAGUCUCCUGAACGGGCGGCGAAGUGAAGCGAAUUUGCACGCGUUAUUAUCGAGAAAUGGUCACGCUGCUCCUGGAGCCGCAAGGGGAAAUAAAGAGAGCGAGGACGUGUGUGCAGAAGAAAAUCAGUCGGACGAAGAUGUGCGGCGGGAAAUCUCAACAAGUACUAGAAUGACGAAGAGCACCGAAGGUGGAAAUCAGUACCACAAGCACGGCGCUUUCAACAAAGAGAACGCAGCUUCUAAUUUCGGCAGUAGCGGUACCAGCGCAACUACUGCGAGGAGUUGGAGUGCUCUGUCAACCCGAAACACAAACAGUACGACAAAUCUCUUUCUCCAGUUGGACCCGCAGGCGAGGCUGCAGCGAGUCGGGGCGCCGGGCUGAGAGGAAAAGGAGAAUUUUGGACGAAAAAGAAGAAUGACUAUGACAUAUCAUGGCUUCCAGUUGUAUGAAUAAGAAAAGAAAGAGCUGUGAGUGUGACUUGCAAUAGGAAGAUGGGAAAGCUUUUACGCUGUCGUCACUUGAGAAUGUGUGUUUUUUUCAAAGAAAAUUCUCCGUCUGGAUUUUGUGAGCGUGCUAGCUGCGCAGCCGGAGGACACUAUGUAUCUGCUUCGCUGCAACUCGUGCAGUACAUCAUACAAGUACUAGAGAGUCGAAAAGAUGACCUGGUAUUGAUGGUCCAAGCACAACUGCGUCUCAUCUAAACAU
Messenger RNA from Amoebophrya sp. A120, 5565 nucleotides. NCBI's taxonomy places the organism in Eukaryota, Dinophyceae, Syndiniales, Amoebophryaceae. The record is from the annotation of a GenBank genome assembly.